This is a messenger RNA of Schistocerca cancellata (South American locust), 3456 nucleotides long. RefSeq lists its product as uncharacterized. The record is from RefSeq and is a predicted model, not a curated record. The coding region runs from base 2305 to 3285 and encodes 326 amino acids. Lineage: Eukaryota; Metazoa; Arthropoda; Insecta; Orthoptera; Acrididae. The transcript has 3 exons. Gene Ontology annotation, molecular function: nucleic acid binding.
UACUGAACUUACUUACUUCCUUCUGAAUCUGCUUACUGUAUUUGUCUCUGAGUCUCCCUCUACCAUUCUUGCUCCUCAAACUUCCCUCCAAUACUAAACUGGCGAUCCCUUGAUGUCUCAGAAUGUGUGCUCUCAGCUGAUCUGUUCAAGUCAGGUUGUACCAUAAAUUUCAUUUCUCCCCAGCUCUACUCAGUACCUCCUCAUCAGUUAUGUGAUCUACCCAUCUAAUUUUCAGCAUUCAUCUCUACCACCACAUUUUAAAAGCUUCUAUUCUAUUCUUGUCUAAAUGAAAACACUUCCUAGCACUUAAAAUCUACAUUCAAUGUUAACAAAUUUCUUUUCUUCAGAGAAAUUUUUUCUUGCCAUUGCCAGUCUAGAUUUUAUAUCCUGACUACAUCAACAGUCAGUUAUUUUACUGACCAAAUAGCAAAACUCAUCUGUUACUUUCAGUGUCUCAUUUCCAAAUCUAAUUCCCUCAGAAUCAGCUGAUAUAACUUGACUACAUUCCAUUAUCCCUGUUUUGCUUUCGUUGAUGUUCAUUUUAUACGGACCUCUCAGGACACACACUAUUUCGUACAAGUGCUCUCCCAAGUCCUUUGCUAUCUCUGAUAGAAUUUCAGUGUCAUUGGCAAACCUUAGUUUUAUUUCUUCUCUCUGCACUUUAAUUCUUUCUUAAAGUUUGGCUUUGGUUUCCUUUACUGCUUGAUCAAUGUACAGGUUGAACAUUGGGUAUACACUUCAACCCUGUCACACUGCUUCCUUUCCACACCCUUCGACUCUUAUUACUGCUGUCAGAUUACUGUAAAUAGCCUUUCACUCCAUAUAUUUUACCCAUGUUACAUUCAGAAUUUCAAAAAGAGUAUUCCAGUCAACACUGUCAAAAGCUUUCUCUAAGUCUAUAAAUGCUAUAAACGUAGGUUUGCCAUUCCUUAACCUAUCUUCUAAGAUAAGUCAUAGUGUCAGUAUUGUCCCGCAUUUGAACACAUUUCUCUGGAACCCAAACUGAUCUUCCCCGAUGUUGGCUUCUACCAGUUUUUCCAGUCUUCUGUAAAGAAUUCGUGUUAGAAUUGAAGGGCUUGGAGAGAUAUAGUUGUAAGCCACAACUUUCACGAAAUUGAGUUUUUCAUGUUGCGGCAUUCUUAACAAUGUCUUCUUCACAAUGUGUUGAAAAAGUUCUGUGUUACUGCAACAGAUGGCAGGCUAUGACAGAGUGCAGUUCUAUGCUGUGCCAUCAGAUAGUAGUUUCAGAAGAUACAUGUUCACAAGCCACGGCAAAAUGGCAGGUGGGUCAGGAACGUCUGAAGUGUCUUCAGGUUUUCAACGCAUAUUUGACACAGACAGUAGUGGAAGUGAAGAGCUUUACCCUUUGGAUCCUGAUAGUGAUGAAUCUUGUCAUCCAUCGCCCAGCAGUUCCAGCUCAGAUUAUGUUUCGGUAAGUAUAUAGGGUAAACGACCCUAUUAUUGGCACCCUGCUAAGAAACAUUUUGUAAUAAGGAAAUUUUUAAGUUGGUAGCGCUGUUUUAGAAACAGAUGAAGACCUCUGUUUUCGCUUGUUGCGCUGCAUUUGUUUCAACGCCUUCUGGGAACUGGUUUGGCGGGAAGCUGACCUGAAGUCGAUUGUUGUGAAGUUCCCUGUGCAAAAAAGGAUUUUCUAAGAGAAGUAAACUGAAUGAAAUAUCGGUCCUAGGCGAAAAGAUUCAUACAGUGAAGAAAGCCUUCAGAAAGCCUUCCAAGAAGUAAAGAAAGACAUCUCAUUCAAAGCAGCGUCCAGAAUGUACGGGAUUCCCAGAUCAACAUUACAAUUCCGGCUGAGUAAUAAAUAUACCAAAACAUCCCAUGGGCCAGCGCCUAUACUGAGCACAGAGAAGGAAAACACCCUUGUUUGGUGGAUUUUUGAAUGUGCUCGGAAGGGAUUCCCACGGCGAAAACAAGAUAUUCAGGCAAGCGUGCGAGAAUUUCUUCAUAACAGUAAACGUCCUAAUCCUUUUAAGGACGACACCCCUGGUAACAAAUGGUAUUGUGCCUUUUUAAAAAGGCAUCCGGAAGUUUCUGAAAGAACACCUGAGGGUGUAACUGCUGCAAGUGCUUGUGUUAGUGAACAAGACGUGAGAGGAUGGUUUACGUCCACAGAAGACCUCCUUAAGGAGGAAAAUGUAUUUGAUGUGCUGUCAUGUCCAAGCUGUAUUUUCAAUGGCGAUGAAACUAAUUUUGUUCUAUGCCCUAAUAAAGAUAUUUUACUUGCACCCACGGGCUGUAAAAAUGUCUAUGAAGUAGAAAGGUCCAGCCAAAGCUACUCUCACUGUCAUGUGCACAUUAUCAGCAGAUGGAAAGAUGUGCCCUCCAAUGAUAAUUUACCCCUAUCAGAGAAUUCUUACCAACAUUAUCAGCAAGGUUCCUGAAAAGUGGGGCAUUGGGAGAAGCGGCAAUGGAUGGAUGAAAUCUGAAGUUUUCUUCGAGUUCAUAGCUAACGUUUUUCAUCCAUAUCUCCAAGAAAAUAACAUCCUACAACCAGUAAUUCUGUUUGUUGAUGGGCAUAAAACCCAUUUAACAUACCACUUGAGCGAGCUGUGUAAAGAUCUUAAAAUUAUUCUGACAUCUUUGUAUCCCAAUUCUAUACGAAUAUUACAGCCUGCUGAUGUUGCUGCCUUCAGACCUGUCAAAAGUGAAUGGAAGAAUGCUGCAUUCACAUGGCAAACAAACAACGGUGGAAAAGCUAUAACUAAAGAGGACUUUGCACCAAUCUUGAAAGAAAUGACUGAAAAAAUGGACCUUGAAAACACAAUUAAAAAUGGUUUCAGAGCUACCAGGUUGUACCCAUGGAACCCAAACAACAUUGAUUUCUCAAAGUGCUUGGCUAGGAAUGUUUCUAACUGCAACAAUAUUAACAGCAACAGCAGGAAGUCAGAAAUCCUGCCUCUUCCAUACAACACUUUUGUUCAGGUUGUUGGAGAAGAGAAAAUAUAUGAAUUUGAGACUAUACAGAAUGUGAUAGAAAACGCUCAUGGAGAAGAUUUCUUUCUUCUAUAUUGGCUAUGGAAAUGUUAUGAAAAUGAAAACCAAAAACAGGAACAGAAAGCUACUGAAAUCACACCAGAUGCCAACGUGUCCCUUUCUGAUGAAAAUCUGAACAUUUCAAAUCCACAACAUGCCUCAAGUGAAGAAGCUAGCCAGAGUUCAUCAGGAAGAGAUGACACAGAAGAUACGCCUAUAGUAAAUAAAACUCCAACCAAAUGUAUAAACGAAGUGCUUCUUUGGCCAGAAACGCCAAAAAGGAAAGGAAAGUGACAAGUGGAACGAUUCCCAUUUGUUUUAACCCCAAGAAAGUGAAAUAACCUGCAUGAGGAAAAGGUAAAAAUGAAGGAGGAUGCCAUGAAACAGAAAGAAAAACGAAAGCAGGAAAGAGAAGAGAAGAAAAUGAAAAAGCAAGCUACUGAACAAAUUAAUAAAGAGAAGAAA